AUGUACAACAACACAAAUGCCAAUCCCACACGCAAUAGGCAGCCCCCACUUAGAGAGACUAUCACCGUCGUCGGCAUCCCCAGCGUCUCUAUCGACAAUGAUCGUCUCGUCGUUGGCUCCUCCCAGACCAGCUCUACACGGUCCUAUACACCCAUCAAAGUCCUGGGGGAUGGCUCUUUUGGCACCGUCUGGCUCUGCGACUGGCAUACAACCUUGCCCCCAAACACACCCCUGUCCCCGAUGCAAUGCGGCCAAGGCGCUCGACCAGAAUGGGCGGGGAAAAGGCUCGUGGCCGUCAAGCGUAUGAAGAAGCGGUGGGAAGGAGGCUGGGACGAGUGUCAGAAAUUGAAGGAACUCGAGUCGUUACGCGCAAUUCCUUUUCAUCCAAACAUCAUUCCUCUCUACGACUUUUUCCUGUUGCCGACAUCCAAAGAACUUUAUUUCGUCUUCGAGUCCAUGGAGGGCAACCUGUAUCACCUCAUCAAGGCGCGCAAAGGCCGACCGCUUGCUGGAGGGCUUGUGUCCUCAAUUUUCCAACAAAUUACGCUGGGACUCGACCACAUUCAUACACAUGGCUACUUUCAUCGAGAUAUGAAGCCGGAGAACGUUCUCGUCACGACUGUCGGUCUUUUUGAUUACACGCCGGUUUCCCCAAUCGCGCCCCCAAAUGCACCAAAGGAGAGGGAUGUCGUUACCAUUAUCAAACUGGCUGAUUUUGGUCUCGCAAGGGAGACGAGGAGCCGUCCACCAUACACCGAAUACGUGUCGACGCGAUGGUAUCGGGCCCCGGAGGUCCUCCUCCUCAGCCGCGAGUACUCCAAUCCAGUCGACUUGUGGGCAUUGGGAACGAUCAUGGCCGAACUAGUCAACCUCAGGCCACUUUUCCCCGGUUCAGAUCAAGUGGAUCAAGUUGCUAGAGUUUGCGAGGUAUUAGGAGAUCCAGCGGAGGACUAUAGAGACAAUGGUGGGAAUGUUGUUGGAGGCGGUCAGUGGCCACACGGGGUUUCCUUAGCGAGAGACGUCGGAUUCCAAUUUCCAAGAAUUGAGCCAAAGGAUAUUUUCUCGCUCUUCGACGCAUCCGUGCCGCGCUCUUUAAUCCAAUGCAUUCGUGAUCUACUUCGGUGGGAUCCUGCCAAACGACUGACCAGCAAGCAAUGUCUUGACCACCUGUAUCUCCGCGAAACAAUCCAUCGCAACAACAUUCCAAUGCCUUCAGGACUUAGGGCGGCCUCCGUGUCACAAACCUCAAUCCCGAUGAUGUCGUCCCACCUCAACGGCUCUUCCUCGCACCCAUCAUUAUCCUCGCACACUCCACGCAAUGUACCUCCUUCACAUUCAAAUUCCGCACAUCAUGUCCGCCCUCCACCCGUACCGUCGCACUUCCCGGAAGUCCCGCCUCCACAGAACUCACAACCUACACCCUUACCUUCCGUUCCACAUCAGCCGAUUCCUCUACAUGCUCAGAAUGGUCGCCGACCACACCCUAUUGUUGGGUGGACAGGACCCUCACCUCAACCUGCAUCGGACUAUCCCAUGGACACAUCACCAUCGGAACCUUAUGCUAAUGGUCACGCUAAUAACGGACACUCAGAGCAUCAUCCACCAGCCGGGCAUUCCAUGCCCCCACCCAAGUCACUCAAACUUGGUCCGUUCGGGAAAAAAUCGAGCAGAUGGGCGCUUGGAAUCUUUGGGAGUGAAAAGUCGCACCAAUUACCUCCUGUGGACGAAGUCACUACGACUGCGCUUGGAACACGCAAACGUUCACAGUCGUCGAGUACAGAUGGCAAAUCUGUGCGCGACCUGUCUCCUGAACGACCCCAGGAUCUUCGAGAGGUUCAGAAGCAACAGAAGAAGGAAGCCGAGCGUAUCAACCGCGAGGCUGAGAAGGAGCGUCGUAAACUUGCAGAGAAGAUGGCCCGAGAACAAGCUCGGGCAGUCAUGUCCAAACGUAACCGGAUGCUUCGGGAAGCCGUUGGAGAGGAUAUCGACUGGUCUGGUGGAAAUCAGGAGCGUGUGGUCGACAAGGGGACCAAGCAAGCAUCGUCUGGUCCUAUCCGGCAGAAAAGCAUGGGGAACCUCGGCAAUUCUACCCUCCAUGCAGCUUCUGGAAAAUACUCUGAGCCCCCAGCUCCUCCUGUCAGCUUUGACCGGUACCGUGAUUGGAGGGGAACAGGUGAGCGUGUCGCGAAAGCUCGCAGACGCGAGUACGACGACGAUCAUUCGAUGUCUUCGUCGGAUGUUCACAGUCUCAGUCGGGUAUCUUCAAUAUCUUUCGCUACUGUGGAUAGCGAUCCGGGCCCAUCACGCCUACGGCACCACUCGAGCUUCCACCAUGCCGCCAGCUCACGGACAUCUCGGUCAUCAUUGCGCACUUCAUUUGAUGAUUUUUCCCCCUCUGCUCGGUCAUCUAAUUCCUUCUCCCUUGAAGGGUCCUCAUCUCUUGCUCAUGAAUUCGGUGCUCAUCUCAACGUCAACCCUCACAUAUCCGGGAGCGUGUCCCCACCGCCACUUCACAUGCUGUCCCUCUCCCCCACAUUAUCCCCGCCGCUUUCACCCAACCCACCCUGGAUUCAGGUGCAAGACAUCAAAGAGAACGGGUUAGGUGGACAGUCCCCACCGUAUAUUACUCUACAGAAUCGUCAAUUCAGCCCCAGCCCGCACAGUCCUUUGGACAUACACAACUACCUGCAGCAACCACCCAGCCCUUUCAAUAACCCUUCCGCACCUGCUCAACCGCCAACCACGGGGCAGACUCCGCGAUCCGCAAACUCGGCCAUAAACCCAAUAUUCAAAGUCGUAAGUCUCGAUCCUGAUGUUAUGUUGUUCUACCGUUGUCUGACCUAUUCGACAGCCCUUACCUCCCCCUCCACUACCUUCAUUACCGCUCCCUGCCGGCCAACCUCUGAGUUCUACAUCCCUGACUAA
Molecule: messenger RNA, 2925 nt
Organism: Coprinopsis cinerea okayama7#130
Lineage: Eukaryota; Fungi; Basidiomycota; Agaricomycetes; Agaricales; Psathyrellaceae
Product: CMGC/RCK/MAK protein kinase
Exons: 4
Coding region: 1-2925 (974 amino acids)
Biological process (GO): protein phosphorylation; intracellular signal transduction
Cellular component (GO): nucleus; cytoplasm
Molecular function (GO): protein serine/threonine kinase activity; ATP binding
Source: RefSeq, a predicted model, not a curated record